AUGGAUGAUCAAGUUUGUCCCCGUUGCAAAACGACCAAAUAUCGGAAUCCAUCGCUAAAACUGAUGGUGAACGUGUGUGGCCAUACGUUGUGCGAAAGCUGCGUAGAGUUACUGUUCCUCAAAGGGUCCGGUUCCUGUCCGGAGUGUAAUGUGGCGCUGCGAAGAAGCAACUUUCGCGUGCAGCUGUUCGAGGAUUCCAACGUCGAUAAGGAGGUACAGAUCCGCAAGCGCAUUCUGAAGGAUUUCAACAAAAAGGAAGAUGAUUUUGCAUCGCUGGACGAGUACAACGAUUAUCUGGAAACGAUUGAAGAGCUCGUGUUUAACCUCUGCAACAACAUCGACAUCAUUAACACGAACAAACGGAUUGAACAGUACAAGCGGGACAACCGGGACGUUAUUAUGAAGAACAAGAGCAAACUAAGCAAGGACGAGCUGGAGCUGGAACAGAUUGUCGAGUAUGAGAAGGAACAGUUUGAACAGCGCCGCAAGGAGUUGGCCAUGAUUGAGGCGGAAAAUAGGAAACAGAAGACGAAAAAUAAGGAAGAACUGAUCGAUUCGCUAAUGGCAAGCUAUGAGGAUGCGAAUGCGAUUGUUGAUAAGUUUACACAGAAAGCCGAACAGUCGCAGAUGCAGUUGCCGAAACCGGUCGCUCCACCACCGGUAGCAAAGCAAACACACUUCUCGUCGGGCAUUGCGACCGGAUUCCAGGGUCAGCAUGGAUUCCUGGCCGUUCCAAAGCUAGAGGAGGGCCCCUUGUUUACGUAUGAAUCUCAAGGUUUCGAAACGGAUGGUCCGGCACCACCUUCGAUGGAGGAAGUGAUUGAUAGCGGCUAUAUUUCUCAUAUACGACCUGAAAAUUUGGCCGAAAAAGCGGGUGGUUUCCAAACAAAUAUUUCUUGUUUACGGGCUAUUCAAGAAGCAUUGGCAGGAUUGUACCAUGGAUAG
Anopheles marshallii is the source of this 945-nucleotide messenger RNA. RefSeq names its product CDK-activating kinase assembly factor MAT1 (gene Mat1). Gene Ontology annotation, cellular component: transcription factor TFIIH holo complex. The coding region runs from base 1 to 945 and encodes 314 amino acids. The transcript is spliced from 2 exons. NCBI's taxonomy places the organism in Eukaryota, Metazoa, Arthropoda, Insecta, Diptera, Culicidae. The record is from RefSeq and is a predicted model, not a curated record. Gene Ontology annotation, biological process: nucleotide-excision repair; regulation of transcription by RNA polymerase II; positive regulation of cyclin-dependent protein serine/threonine kinase activity. Gene Ontology annotation, molecular function: cyclin-dependent protein serine/threonine kinase activator activity.